Molecule: messenger RNA, 4371 nt
Organism: Onychomys torridus (southern grasshopper mouse)
Lineage: Eukaryota; Metazoa; Chordata; Mammalia; Rodentia; Cricetidae
Gene: Ano4
Product: anoctamin 4
Exons: 28
Coding region: 630-3497 (955 amino acids)
Biological process (GO): chloride transmembrane transport
Cellular component (GO): plasma membrane
Molecular function (GO): protein dimerization activity; chloride channel activity
Source: RefSeq, a predicted model, not a curated record
CUGACAACAGCCCCCUAGCUGGGCUGAUUGGUUGCUGGCAAUAACUGAUAUGGAAUACUGAUGUGCUCACCGGCAGUUCCUUCCACUCCAAAGAGACUCCUUCCUAACCCAAACCUUGCUUUCCAAAGCCUAGCCUGGUCGUCCCCCCCCCCCCCCCCCCCCACAUGCCGCCCCUGCACCCAGUAGGGAGGACCUGUCCUGGGCGUGAUGCUCAGAGAUUGUGGUGAAAUUGGCCCCAGCUGGCUGCUUUCACUCCGGCUUGCUUUCCCGAGAGUCCUGUUCCAGACUUCUCAGGGUUUCUACAGCACAAACAACUGCAUGCGGGCUGGAGGGGAGACGGAAAAGGACUUGUGUUUGGAGGGUUUGUUGCCUCUCAUCACUUUCCCGGCCUCCGCGGAGUCAAGCCUGGAGGUUCCCUGUGAAUUUCUAUCCACCACAGACACUGAGGAAGGAUCCCUUCUCCUUCUGUUGACUCUUUCUAUUUUUAUGGUUUAAGUUUAUCUAUUCAUGGGGCUGAAAAGCGCUUGCAAAUCCAUCAACGGCGAAGUGUGGCAAGCCGCCCAGGGUCACGUCGUCGCUUGCCUGUGGUCAGGCAUUCCUCACUCCCACCAGGCAGAAGGUCAAUAAAAAUGGAGGCCAGCUCUUCUGGAAUCGCUAAUGGAAAAAACAAAGUUUUCCACGCAGAAGGUGGAGUGGAUUUACAAGGCCACCAGCUGGAUAUGCAAAUCCUGCCCGACGGCCCAAAGAGUGACGUGGACUUUUCAGAGAUUCUUAAUGCAAUACAAGAAAUGGCCAAGGAUGUCAAUAUUCUUUUUGAUGAAUUAGAGGCUGUCAACAGCCCUUGCAAAGAUGAUGAUUCCCUCCUUCACCCUGGAAACCUGACAAGUACUUCAGAGGACGCCAGCAGACUAGAGGCAGGGGCAGAGACAGUGCGAGAACGAAACAAAGCCAAUGGACUUUACUUUAGAGAUGGAAAAUGUCGAAUUGACUACAUUCUUGUGUACAGAAAAUCCAAUCCUCAGACUGAAAAGAGAGAAGUAUUUGAGAGAAAUAUUAGAGCAGAAGGACUGCAGAUGGAGAAAGAGUCCUCUCUAAUAAAUAGUGACAUUAUCUUUGUGAAGUUGCAUGCCCCAUGGGAAGUCCUUGGAAGAUAUGCAGAGCAAAUGAAUGUAAGGAUGCCUUUCAGGAGAAAAAUCUAUUACCUGCCCCGCCGGUACAAGUUCAUGAGCAGGAUCGAUAAACAAAUAAGCAGGUUUCGGAGAUGGUUACCUAAGAAGCCAAUGAGGCUGGACAAGGAGACACUGCCAGACCUGGAGGAGAAUGACUGCUACACUGCCCCUUUCAGCCAGCAAAGGAUCCAUCACUUCAUCAUACACAACAAAGACACUUUCUUCAACAAUGCCACAAGAAGCAGAAUCGUGCAUCAUAUUUUACAAAGAAUAAAGUAUGAAGAGGGAAAAAACAAAAUCGGUCUGAACCGCUUGCUUACCAAUGGCUCCUAUGAAGCUGCCUUUCCCCUGCAUGAGGGAAGUUACAGAAGUAAAAACUCCAUUAAAACCCAUGGAGCAGUGAACCACCGACAUCUCCUCUAUGAGUGCUGGGCUUCCUGGGGUGUGUGGUAUAAAUACCAGCCUUUGGAUCUUGUAAGGCGGUAUUUUGGAGAGAAGAUUGGACUGUAUUUUGCCUGGCUGGGCUGGUACACAGGCAUGCUCUUCCCCGCGGCCUUCAUUGGGUUGUUUGUCUUCUUGUAUGGCGUCACCACUCUGGAUCACUGCCAAGUCAGUAAAGAAGUCUGCCAAGCGACAGAUAUCAUCAUGUGUCCUGUAUGUGACAAAUACUGUCCAUUCAUGAGGUUGUCAGACAGCUGCGUUUAUGCCAAGGUGACCCACCUUUUUGACAAUGGAGCUACUGUGUUCUUUGCUGUGUUCAUGGCUGUCUGGGCCACCGUUUUCCUGGAAUUUUGGAAAAGACGCCGAGCAGUGAUUGCUUAUGACUGGGAUCUGAUAGACUGGGAGGAGGAGGAGGAAGAGAUACGCCCCCAGUUUGAAGCAAAGUAUUCCAAGAAAGAGCGGAUGAAUCCCAUUUCGGGCAAGCCAGAACCUUAUCAAGCAUUUACUGACAAAUGCAGCAGACUUAUCGUUUCUGCAUCAGGAAUAUUCUUCAUGAUCUGCGUGGUGAUCGCUGCCGUGUUCGGGAUUGUCAUUUACCGGGUGGUGACCGUCAGCACUUUCGCUGCCUUUAAGUGGGCAUUAAUCAGGAAUAACUCUCAGGUUGCAACCACAGGGACUGCAGUAUGCAUCAACUUUUGUAUCAUUAUGCUGCUGAAUGUGCUCUAUGAAAAAGUCGCGCUCCUUCUGACCAAUCUAGAACAGCCUCGCACAGAGUCCGAGUGGGAGAACAGCUUUACCCUGAAAAUGUUUCUUUUUCAGUUUGUCAAUCUGAACAGCUCCACGUUUUACAUUGCAUUCUUCCUCGGAAGAUUUACAGGACACCCAGGUGCCUACUUGAGACUGAUAAACAGGUGGAGGCUAGAAGAGUGCCACCCCAGUGGAUGCCUUAUUGAUCUCUGUAUGCAAAUGGGUAUUAUAAUGGUGCUAAAGCAGACUUGGAAUAAUUUCAUGGAACUUGGCUACCCGUUAAUUCAGAAUUGGUGGACUAGAAGAAAAGUUCGACAAGAACAUGGGACUGAAAGGAAAAUAAAUUUCCCACAAUGGGAAAAGGAUUACAAUCUUCAGCCAAUGAAUGCCUAUGGACUCUUCGAUGAAUACCUGGAAAUGAUCCUUCAGUUCGGAUUCACAACCAUCUUUGUAGCAGCUUUUCCCCUUGCACCACUUCUGGCCUUACUGAAUAACAUCAUCGAAAUCCGACUGGACGCUUACAAGUUCGUUACGCAGUGGAGAAGGCCUUUGGCUUCCAGGGCCAAAGACAUAGGAAUUUGGUAUGGAAUUCUCGAAGGCAUCGGAAUUCUCUCUGUUAUUACAAAUGCAUUUGUCAUAGCAAUAACAUCUGACUUCAUCCCUCGCUUGGUGUAUGCUUAUAAAUAUGGACCUUGUGCGGGCCAAGGAGAGGCUGGGCAAAAGUGCAUGGUGGGCUAUGUGAAUGCCAGCUUGUCUGUGUUCCGAAUUUCUGACUUUGAAAACCGGUCUGAGCCAGAGUCUGAUGGCAGUGAGUUCUCAGGAACUCCUCUGAAGUACUGCAGAUAUCGGGACUACCGGGAUCCUCCUCAUUCACUGGCACCUUAUGGCUACACGCUGCAGUUCUGGCACGUCCUAGCAGCCCGGCUGGCUUUUAUCAUUGUGUUUGAGCACCUCGUGUUUUGUAUAAAGCACCUCAUUUCCUAUCUGAUACCAGACCUCCCAAAAGAUCUAAGGGACCGAAUGAGGAGAGAGAAGUACUUGAUCCAGGAGAUGAUGUAUGAGGCUGAGCUGGAGCGCCUCCAGAAAGAACGGAAGGAGAGGAAGAAGAAUGGAAAAGCACACCACAACGAAUGGCCAUGACCAGGUGACCGUUGAUUUCCAGGCAAAAGACCUGAAUUUCGUUUACUUCUCCAAGCAGUGCAAAAGCACAUUCAAGUGAAUGACUAGCAAUGCACCCGCUGUGCAUGCUGCAAGAACCCCCCCGCCAUGCAGCCGCAGACAAGGCGGCAGUCAGGGGAAGACAGAGGUGGAGUCCCGCUGUCGUGAAACUAUGCUGCAGUCCAGCACACAACUGCUAUCUAUCCAUAGACCAUUCUUGACCAAGCAAGCAUGCACGUUAUGGGCAGUUAACAUUCUCAAGUUUUUAAAAACCAAGGGGGAACUUGUAUACUGGGCCUGUUUUUCAGCCUGUUUGCUACCUUUUUUGCAUUCUACCCCAUGUGAAUUUUACAGACACUGGGCUAAAAAAAAAAAAAAAAAAAAAAAAAAGGUUAUUUUGGACACCUGGACACAUUCCUAGAAUGUCAUCAUGUCCUAAUUCUACGUCACCAAAUGACACAGACAAGACCCUGUUUACAACUUUUUCUUUCUUUUUUUAAGUUCAGAUCUUUCUGAGAUGAUUCUAUAUGACAUAUCUAUAGCUACAUGUAUGGCCAUAGAUGUAUUUCUGUGUGUACAUAUGUAUAGUCAUGUAUUCCUACAUAUGUACAUACAAAUGCAGAGGUAUAUAAAGUACAUAGGAAUUCCUUACUUGUAAAUAGCCAAAAAUACUGACAUGAAUGAUGAAUUUUCACAUUUAAACAGUCACCAACAUGAAGCCAUGUUUAAUGCUUGUAUAAUGUGAUACAAUAAAAUUGAAAAUAAAUUUAUGCACAUGGAAUAUUUUCAGCUGGCUCUUCUGAACUUCUGUUGUAUUUUUCUCCUUCUGGAAUAAAAAGGGAUAGCACAGUGCAAA